Messenger RNA from Pseudo-nitzschia multistriata, 3040 nucleotides. Lineage: Eukaryota; Bacillariophyta; Bacillariophyceae; Bacillariales; Bacillariaceae. The record is from the annotation of a GenBank genome assembly.
AACAGUUUGAAAUACAUCAUCAUACCGCCCCGGAAAAUGAUCCACUGUUCUAAGAAUUCUCAACCCACAAUCAUGAAGAAACAUCAACAAGAGUGCAGUGAGAUCCAUACAAUUCAAAUUUUCCGCGAAGCCUCGUCGUGCAUACCACGAUCAUCUUUACGUCAAUGUAAUCAACAGUGCCCCGGUAGAACGGUGAGCAUUCAAAGCACAACAUGUGUCACACCAACUAGUCAAAAGCAAGAUGGCACGUCUUAUGCAAUCGGCUGUGACUGGGCUAUUGAGAUGGACGAAGAUCUUGUCGAAGAGCCAUCAACACUGAUCGAGAUGAAAGAAUCAAACUCAGAUGGCCAAUCCAGUCUGUACUCUUUUUACUUUGAGACGCCACUAAUUUCGAUUGGGCAGGAUCAAUCCUUCGACGAAUAUACAAUCACAGCCAAUGAUACCGAUAGCUUUCAUGACAGCAAUGACUUUGAUUCUGAUAGUAUGGACGACAUUUGGGAGCAAGGACUGACUCGAUCAGUUUCAUGUUUCGAAAUGGAAAAAUGAUGCUUGUUGAUCAAUUCAAAAGUCACACUUCUAAGACGAUUUUUGGGAGGUGAUCUUACAUCGAUGAGACCAAUUUACGACUGCUAGUCGAUAACGAAGUUGAUUGAAACGGGGAAAAAUAUAUACUUCUACAUGGGGAUGAUUCUCUAGGAUUUUGAGCGUUCAAGAGCCAGAAUCAUUGUAAAACUAAAUCAAAUAAAGCGGAAAAAUUAGAACGAAACUCACCGGAUGAAGGAAAGACCACACAUCAAUUUCCUCUAAGCUUAGUAUUUUGGAUGAAGAUACGGACCCACCUCCAUUGGAACAAAAGAAAAACUAGUCACAGAGAUGAUUGCAAUCGUUCAUAAUACCGUGUUUGCAGAGCGACAUCGAAGGCGCCUUGUCUCAAGAACUUCUCUAUUUCGUGCAGCAAAUCGUUUGGUGAUUACGCAGUGGUGAAGGUGGAACUGAACGGUGUUGUGUUAGAGAGGAAACUCGGAGGAGGAAACUUCUACUGAUACGAAGUACUUGUAGUUUUGAUCACGAGUCACUCAUCAUUGAACUCAGAAUUUUUCGAACGGGAUGUGCCUCGUAGCGUUGAAAAGAAAAAAACAACGGGACUCAAAAAGGAUUUCAUAGAGGUGCACGGUGCACACGGUCUCAUGAGAACAACGGGACAUGGAUCUUGGUAACGUACUAUGACACGGUAAAACGUACAGCAAUGUCUAUUUUUUAGUCGAACUUUCGAAGAAUCAUCUCAAAUAUCAAAACGUCAAGAUGACCCUUUUUUUCGUAGGGCGCCCCUAGGUCAACUUAGAGUUCAGAUCAGACCAGAUCAGUUCUCGUUUUCUUCGAGUAAUUUAAAUUAGCAUUCGACAACCUUUUCGCCGCUCUUGAACAUAAUUCAGUAAUCUCAAUACCAAAGAAUACCACCAUGGCAGUUGAUCCCUCAACUGGCGAACUUAUCAAUAAUGGUCAAAGCCCUCGCUUCAAGCUUUGGCUUGCGUUUUUUGCUUUCUCUACGAUCGUGAUGGGAAGCGCUGUAGGGGUGGUAAGCAAAUGAAAUGUUUUGGCGGAAGAGACGGGAUACAGUAUCAGGUGGUCACAUAUGUUUCAUUUUGAGCGAUAAGACUUUCUUUGGCUUAUCGAAAUGCCUUCUUCCUCUAUCAUUCAAUCGCAAAAUAUCUUUCUCUCUUCUCAUUACAUGACGCAGAAAAAGAGAGAAAACCAGGUCUCCUCGAAUUCUGUGUGGGCUGUCUUUUGUUCUGCAUUCUCAUUCACCGUAACUGGAGUUGUCACUAUGAUGCACUUGAGUCCUAUGCUUUCAGACUACAUCGUAGGAACCAAGUGGGAAGGAAUCAUCACGGUUGUUUUGGCAGCCUUUUGGUCUGCGACAGUUGCCGUGGGUACGUUUUAUUGCGCAUGUGUCGCAUCUUUUCGCUCAGCAAUUAUUUCCGUAUGUCUUAGGAAAUACCAUCAUUUGUUUCUCACAACAUGGACUCAUUUGUAUUUACAGUCGCAAAUGCGGCAACCGGGUUGGCGGUAGAUGCCUCAAUGGAUAACACGAUCGUGAAUGGCAACUUAUAUUAUUUUGUGAGUGAGAGGAAAUCGAAUCGGUUUGGCUGAACUCUAUCUUCUGAUGCAACACAUCAUGGUGCAUAAUUUCCAGUGUUUCGUUUACUCUACUCACAAUACAGCAUACGAAUCCUACUUUAUUUUUCCGCUCUAUGUGCACGAUCACGAUUGGCAAAAUUGGCAGAGCUGGGCCGGCUUCGUGACUUCCAUUCUUUUGAUCAUUGAAUACCUUCGCGGUGUAUUUGGGGUUGAUGUGUACGGAACAGUUAGAAAUCGUGCUGCCCGUUUGACUCUAUGGGCUGGAUUAUUGGCAUGCCAAUUGGUCGUCUUAGGGGCAUCGGCAAAUAUUUUCGAUACGGAUUGUACGGAUUUCAACGGUUACGCUCCCGAGUCAGCUUACUGUAAACGAACGAAGUAUGGUCUUUCGUUGGGCGUGAUCGGUACCCUAUUUUCCCUUGUAAUUGUUGCCAUGAAGAUGCUGACGACAGUUGCUCCCGUGGUCGUUGAAGGCGUUUUGGCGUUUGUGCUUUGCAUAAUGAAUGGCUGCGGCGUUGCCUUCCUUACAUCAGCCGAAGGUCCAGGAAGCCCAAUCGGCAACCUGUACUAUUUUUCUUGGUUUUCUUGGUUGGUCUCCUUCGUGUUGCUUGCUAGCGUCUAUGAGGAUUAUCGGGGCAUGAGAACCCCAGAGAAUGAGGAGGUCAAGGUAGAUGGGGAAAUUCCAGUCGAAGCCAUUGACGAUGUUUAGAGCUUUGAUGCAGUGCUCCGUACUCACGAAAGAUUUCUGUAAUAUGGCAGCUGAGUUUGAGUUUAGAGUUUUUCAAGAAAUCAUUUCCAUUUAAUGUAUAAUGAGUUCUUUCUGUGAUAAUGCAUCUGGUGCUUGUACCUACUUUUAAAUGGUCGCUGUUGCACAAACUUGAGAGUAUAAAAUAUAUUUUCCAUU